Molecule: messenger RNA, 1632 nt
Organism: Chironomus riparius
Lineage: Eukaryota; Metazoa; Arthropoda; Insecta; Diptera; Chironomidae
Source: the annotation of a GenBank genome assembly
AAAAAAUUCAAAAAUAACUCACGAUUUAUUUUUUUGUCAACAAACAUUAAAUUUAAAUUAAUUAAUUCCUACAAUAAUGGCAGGCUUCAGCGGUGCUUUAAAAUUAACAGACUUAGAUGACUUUAUAACGCCAUCACAAGAAUGCAUAAAACCGGUUGAUAUAAAGAAGUCAAAAACUGGAUCUAAAAUUACAAUUCAAGACGAUGGAACAUAUAUUGAGGAAUCGAAACUAGGAUCACAGAAGCUCGAAAAAGUUGAAAUCACAUUAGCUGACUGUUUAGCAUGUUCUGGAUGUAUCACAAGUGCUGAAGGAGUUUUGAUCACUCAACAAAGUCAAGAAGAAGUCCUUCGGAUCCUUAAUGAGAAUAAUAUUGCAAAGCAAAAUGAUGAGACUGAUAAGAUUAAGACAGUUGUCAUUACUGUCUCUCAACAAUCUCUCUUAUCAUUAGCAAAAAGAUAUAGUAUGGAUGUUGUGGAUGCAUUGAAGCAUAUUGCUGGAUAUUUUAAGAAAAUUGGUGCUGAUUAUAUUCUUGAUACUAAAAUUGCUGACGACUUAGCAUUGAUUGAAGCUAGAAAUGAGUUUAUCAAGAGAUAUAAAGAUCAAAAGACUCACAAACUUCCAAUGUUAACUUCGUCAUGUCCAGGAUGGGUCUGUUAUGCUGAAAAGACUCAUGGGAAUUUUAUCAUACCCUUUAUUUCCACUACUAGAUCACCACAGCAAAUUAUGGGGGUUUUAGUAAAAGAGCAUUUAGCAAAUAAGCUUAAUAUUACAGGCGAUAAGAUUUAUCACGUAACUAUUAUGCCUUGUUAUGAUAAGAAACUUGAAGCGUCUCGGGAAGAUUUUUUCAAUGAAGCACUUGAUUCACGUGAUAUUGAUUGUGUUAUUACAUCUAUUGAGAUCGAACAAAUGCUGAUUAAUGAAGGCAAAAAUCUCAAUGAAUUUGAAAAGGGUGAAUUUGAUUGGCCAUGGACUAGUAAAAUACCUGAGAAUUUUGUCUGGUCUCAUGAGUUGUCUGGAUCAGGUGGAUAUUCUGAUUAUAUCUUCAAAUAUGCAGCAAAAGAACUUUUCAAUGAAAAUGUUGAAGUCCUUGAAUAUAAAAAUUUACGAAAUCCAGACUUUCGAGAAGUAACUUUAGAAAAAGAUGGUCAAGUCUUGUUGAAAUUCGCAAUCGCUAAUGGAUUCCGUAACAUUCAGAACUUAGUUCAGAAGCUGAAACGAGGAAAAUCAAAUUAUCAUUAUGUUGAAGUUAUGGCAUGCCCAACUGGAUGUCUUAACGGUGGUGCACAAAUUCGACCACAAAACAAUCAACAAAUGAAGGAAUUAACACGUGAACUUGAAGAAAUGUAUCGUUCCUUACCAAAGUCACAGCCCGAUAAUGACGAUGUGAAAGUCAUUUAUGAAGAAUUUUUUGGUGGUAAUGACAGUGAUAAGGCACAGAAAUUACUUCAUACGUCUUAUCAUGCUGUAGAGAAAAUGUCUACUGCAUUAACUAUUAAGUGGUAAUUGCUGUAUACAAACUAUUUUGUAAUGAAACUUUCUUACUUAAGGUCAAUAAAAUUCCAUGUCUAGCUUAUUUUUGAUGCUUUGAAGUUAUAGAACAAUUAUUUUAUUCGUGAUAGAAUAUCAGUAGC